Hemisphaericaspora subhashii is the source of this 612-nucleotide messenger RNA. It is a transcript of the gene UCF1, whose product is annotated as Ucf1p. The record is from RefSeq and is a predicted model, not a curated record. The coding region runs from base 1 to 612 and encodes 203 amino acids. The transcript has a single exon. NCBI's taxonomy places the organism in Eukaryota, Fungi, Ascomycota, Pichiomycetes, Serinales, Debaryomycetaceae. Gene Ontology annotation, biological process: energy reserve metabolic process.
AUGGCGGGCGGUAAGAAAAAGUCUAAAUCUCAAUCUUUACCAUUAGAUUUAGAAACCAUCCAUCCAUUGGAACAUUUACAAGAAGUCCCUAAAUCAAGAGCUUCUUCAAUCACUUCAAUUGAAUCUGCUGAUGAACCAUCUGGUAUGAAGCAAGUUUUAGCUCCACCUCCAGUUCGUGAAUUUGAUGAAUUGGAACAAUUUGAAGCUUUUGUCCGUGAUGAAACUUGGGAUAAUGAUUUUGAUUAUUUCCAUGGUAGAUUAAAUUAUUAUCCUCCAUUUGUAAUGAAGGAAUGUUCAAAUAAUUUAGAAAAGAUUAAACCUACUACUAAUAAAAAUUCUAAAAAAUUUAGACGUCAUUUACAACAACAUAUUGAAAAACAUUUAUUUAAAGAUUUAGAAAAAUGUUGUGGUUAUGAAUUGAAUUUUGCAAAAGCUGAUAUUGUUGAAACUCCUGAUAAAUUAACUUGGAAAUUUAGAGAUGAAUCUGAUCAUGGAUUUUCUAAGGAAGAAGAAGAUAAAUUUCAUAGACAUUGGAAAUUGGAAAUGUCAGUUACUUGUAGUAAUGAAUCUGCUUUAGUUGAAAUUGACUAUCAAGCUAUUCCAAUUUUAUAA